CUCGCGGCUGUCAGUCGUCAGCCGAUCCGAUCAUUAAUCAUUGAUCGAAUUUACAAAAAAGGGUCCCAGGUAAAUAGAUACGCCUUUGAAAAACUUAAAAUCCUCGUUAAAUUAUGCAGUGACUCUACUGGGACCAAGAAAUAUCAAAAUUUCUUUUGAAUUAAGUUUGUCCUGGUGGGAUAUUAGCAUUUAAAUCCAGGUCAGUUUUCAUCCAGAGUGUAUUUAGUGUGUGGAUCCUGUGACUGAUUGAAAGUGAAAUUGGUGGAUAAAUAGGACGAAUUUCAUAAACAUUUUCCCUCUCAUAGAUGCUAAAUUAUGGCUGUGUUCCAGUGACAUUAUUUUAAAAAUUAAUCUUAGGGUUGGUUUUUAACUAGAAACCUUCAUUUCAACCCUUGCGGAUUAAAACUCAUUCAAAAUUACGAGAAAACAAGAUAGCAUGAGUCGAGGUGGUGAAGUGGGAGCCCGAGUGCAAGUUCCAGACGCACUCAGAGAGGCCCUGCUCGAAUUUACGAUAAGCUAUCUUCUGGAACAGCCGGGGGAUGUGAUAUCGUAUGCGGCAGAUUAUUUUACUCGGUUAAGGGAAACUAGGUGCAGUGCUAUAUUGUAUGAUGGGGCCGGGCCCUCGGACACCCUUUCUCCAGAUGAUUCCACUUUGUCUAGAGAAGAAGAACCACCGGUGGGUCGUUUCCAGAACCGACGUAAAUCGGUAUUCGCCGAAACCUACGAUCCGGAAGAGGACGACGAUGACGACGGUACAAGAACGAUAUUCCCGAAAUCGGAUCAGCAGAGGCAGUGCCUUUCGGAGGCCGUUAAAAAUAUUCUAUUGUUCCGGGCGCUGGAAAAAGAGCAGAUGAACGAAGUCCUGGAUGCCAUGUUCGAACGGAAAGUGGUAAAGGACGAGCUGGUUAUCAAUCAGGGCGAUGACGGUGAUAAUUUCUAUGUUAUUCAAAGUGGUGUAUUUCACGCUUUGGUCCGAAGCGAUCCCAGUCAGGAACCGAUGCACAUUCAUACUUACGACAAUCGUGGUAGUUUCGGAGAAUUGGCUUUGCUCUACAAUAUGCCCAGGGCAGCUACCAUCCUAGCUAUUACUGAAGGGUCUCUGUGGGCGAUGGAUCGACAGACAUUUAGACGUAUUUUAUUAAAAUCAGCCUUCAAAAAGAGGAAGAUGUACGAAUCACUGAUAGAAAGUGUGCCAAUGCUCAAAACACUACAGGCAUACGAAAGGAUGAAUCUUGCCGAUGCUCUCGUUCCUAGGACGUUCGGUAAACAAGAACGAAUUAUAAAGCAGGGUGACGCAGCGGAUGGAAUGUACUUUGUGGAACAAGGCGAAGUAGUUAUCAGCGUCCUGGACGAUAGCGGCAAAGAAAUCGAAAUAAAUCGUAUCGGCAAAGGCGGAUACUUUGGAGAAUUGGCUCUGGUCACUCAUCGACCUCGUGCGGCUUCGGUUUUCGCCGCCGGUGAUGUUAAAUUAGCCUGUAAGUAUCUCAGUUGA
Molecule: messenger RNA, 1492 nt
Organism: Ceutorhynchus assimilis (cabbage seed weevil)
Lineage: Eukaryota; Metazoa; Arthropoda; Insecta; Coleoptera; Curculionidae
Source: the annotation of a GenBank genome assembly